Molecule: messenger RNA, 1755 nt
Organism: Helicoverpa zea (corn earworm)
Lineage: Eukaryota; Metazoa; Arthropoda; Insecta; Lepidoptera; Noctuidae
Exons: 6
Coding region: 75-665 (196 amino acids)
Source: RefSeq, a predicted model, not a curated record
GAAUCAUUUAUUAAACCGACAGUCGUGGUUCGGGAACUAGCCUCCACGAAACAUUCUAAAGGAAAGAUUCCAAGAUGGCCGUUCGGUGUUUCAUCAUUCUUCAGGCGCUAUGCGUGACCUUUUGCCUGGCCUAUUCACAGUCAAACGAAGAAACAGCUAGAGAAUUUAUAGAGCAUGUCCUCAGGAUUCCUGACCCUGAAAAGAUUCUGAACUCAGCACGUGGAAGACUUGAGAGGAGUAGACAACAAGAGAUGAGACAGCGUGUUUCUUCUGACGUCGAUUGUGAAGACCCCGCGGAGUUGCUACCUGAAUACACGGCAUCACUCCAAGGACCUCGAGAGUUGAGGCAGCUGGGAGCACAGAAACAUUACCCGAUCUGUCAUUUGGAAAGGAAAAUUAAGAAGCUGAAUACCAAUGAGUAUGAAUACAGACCAGCUUAUUACGAAGAAGUUCGUUGCACCAUGUGGUCGAAUGAGGAUAUCGGAGACACUAAUGAGAUAUGUUCAAGCCUCGGGUUUGCCUGUGUGCAGUGGAACAAAACUAUCCACCUGACUAGAAGACGAUACAAUAGCGAUUGUUGGGAAACCAGCACCAUGGUGAUACCAGCGGGUUGCGAGUGUAUGUGGCCAGUACAUCGGCUCGGAGACAUGAACCUUCGAGUUUAAGCCAACUGAAGACAGAAUCUCCCGUCCCAAGAACCACUAGAUUUCCAAUUAGAUUUAUCCUAAAAAUAUAUAGCCGUCAACCAUUUUGAGGCCCAAUUUCAUCGGCAAUAUAAACGUCAGUUGUCUUAAAAAAAAUAUUAGGUAAACCUGUGAAUUUUCAGGUUUAAGUUUCAAAGUAAAAAGUCGUUUUCAGAAAAACGAUUGAGUGUGUUGUUGGUGAAGUUGGACCUAAGUUACACAAAAUAAUCUGUAGUUUAAGAGCAUUUAUUCUAGUCAUGAAAGGUUUCAGUUUUUAUCAAUUUUAUUUCUUAAUCUUAAUAAUCAUUACCUAGAUAUAAAACUAUUUAUUUUGAUAAAUUAUACAAGGAGUUUAAAGCUAUGUGAGACAGAUUAUAUACAUUAUACGUUAUUAUGUACCUAUUAUUUUUGAUUGUACCAAUUUCUUGACUGCUUUAGAUAAAUAAAAAAUGUGUACUUACUGGCACCAUUCAUGUUCAGGUUUGAGCUCGAGACGACACACUGUAUCAUGUUAUAUAGUAAUUAAAUCUAUAGCCAUUUAUAUACCUACUUAUGAUCAUAAAGUACUUAACUAAAUAUGACAAUCGGUUACUAUCACAUUAUAUACCUACUUGCCAAGCCCAACAUAUCAAAUUUUUUUACACAAUAUACCUACUCUUGUCAUUUGAAAAUAUUGUAUCCUUUAAUGGUUAUGAAGAACCUAUAAAAGUUAAGUACUAAGCAGGUUAACGCCAAUAAUGCAUUUAUUUUUAGAUAAUGAGAAAAGUUGAAGUUGAUUUCAUACAUGACAGACAAAUGCAAACCUUUUGCUAACACCAAGCGUUAUAAUUUAUAAGCGGUUACUGACUGCGAAAGAAUUUUCUUUCAGGCUACAUCUAUCAAAGAACUUAUAAUUAUUAUAACUUAUAAAAAAUAUUAUUGAUUCUUUGAUCGAUUUAGCCUCAACCUGUUAGUAAUGUAAGCAUGCUUAAUUAAAAUGUACAGUAGGAUAAGCAAAAUACAAAAAAAAUAUUAUCCUGUACUUACUUAUAUCAUAAGUCAAUGUUACACGUUAAUUAAAAACUAACGAUCA